Molecule: messenger RNA, 1483 nt
Organism: Trichoplusia ni (cabbage looper)
Lineage: Eukaryota; Metazoa; Arthropoda; Insecta; Lepidoptera; Noctuidae
Product: annexin A7-like
Exons: 3
Coding region: 304-1425 (373 amino acids)
Source: RefSeq, a predicted model, not a curated record
AAAAAAAAAACUGCCGAUAAGCGCUCAGCAGUUUUAUUUGUUGUGACAAUAACUUAUUCAUCGUAACAAACCUCUUUUCCACACAAACCUAUUCAGACUUUUUCCUUCUUCUAAUUACUGCUGUCAUCCGCCAUGACAGCCGCCCGUCAGUUGCAAGCAAAAUGUCCUCGCGACAUCACCAUCCAGCAAAAUGUCUUCGUUUACAAUAAAAUAGAAAUCCAAGAACAGCAGCCAUGUGAUUUGUAACAAAAGAAAUAUACGUAUUUUAAAAAACUUUUUGUUGCUUCGUAAGGGGAACGCAAAAUGGGGAAUAUGCCGGGACACCACCAAGACCGCACGCCUUUCGGCGGGGGGGGACCGUUUGGCAGGGGCGGCCCGUUUGGCCAGCAGCAGGGAGGGCAAAUUGUCCAGGGGGCGGCGAUCCAACAGCAGCCGGGCUUGCAGCAGGGCGGAUACCCACACCCGCCUUACCCCCACCCCCCACAGACACAGAACUACGGACAGCAGACCGGCGGUAGGGGCCCAGCGGUCUUUGGUCCCCUGCAAAGGCCUGACCUCGACAACAGAGCCCCAGCACCAGGAACAGCUAAACUACGUCCACCAAGCGAAGACAGGAGGCACGCACACGAUGAAGUAAGAAGACAAGGAAUAGAUGACACCGAAGUAUCUCUCUACAAGAAAUACUUGGAUCACAAGCAAACCCAGGCGGCAUCCACCAAGCAUAUCCCACUUGCACCCACACACUCGUCCAACGAAAGAACUGAAACUCUUCUUGACAGUGGUCCAGCAACAGGCGCCUUAGUCAUUAAGGACGUGCAGGGGCAAACACCGCCGCAGCAAGUCCAUACACCUCUGCCCCAAGAAACGGAAAGCAGAUCAGAAAUUCAUGAGCAAAAAAGACAUUCAUUAGUGCCUGAUCCCCCAAAUCCGCCAAAUCCAGAACCCCUUUGCAAGCACGUACCACACGAGCCCGAGAAUGUGGAGGAGGAAGAAAGGACUCAAAUACAAGAGCCACCGAGGCACAACAGUAUUGGGAACUCAGAUAUAUCUUUGCUCAAUCGACCUUUACAGACGCAGACCGAAAGCAAACGCGUAUCUCAUAAACCUGUCAACAUAAAUGAUGAAGAACGAACACAGAUUCAGGAAACGCAGAGACACAACGGUGUAAGUUCAGAUAUAUCUUUGCUCAACCGACCGUUGCAGACACAGGCUCAAAGCACGCACGUGCCUAUCAGCCCAACUGGGUCCGAAACAGACUUCAGAGUGAGUCCCGUACAUGAGUCCCAUCAAACGAGAAACGUUAGUAUCAUGACUCGAUUAAAAGACCGCAUCGCUUCUCGCAAUAGGUUUUUGAAUUACUUAAUACCUAGAUCGAGAACGAGGCGAGCAUCGCGACGUGGGAGCAGUCGCGAGCCUAGGACGUAACUAGGAAAUAGGAAGCCAUUGUAAAAGCGACCUAAAUUUCAUAAACGGUACUCAUAAU